AGUAGGUACCUAUAAUAUUUGGAAAUAAUAAAAAUGGAGUUCAUUGUCCACGAAAACUACAAUAAUAUUAUUAGUUGUAUUAAUAGUUUAGUGUUCAUGAUAAAGUCUGUACAUUGAACGAUGCGCCUACUAAGGUCUCUAUGACAACAUAGAUGGAUCACUUUGCUCAUGGUUUUCACUUCCAUGCCGAGUACCUACAUUAUACUUUGUCAUGACUUAUGUUAAAAUAAUAAGUGUUCAUUAGAAGGACAUACUAUAACAUCAAUGAACAAAUGCAGCACAAUUUACUUACCACUAGAUAGCAUUGGACAUUGUGAUUAUUCAUAGGCUGGGAUCAGUAGCAGAGAAGAAACAUAUUUAUUUGAUGAUCACUGCACUUCAGUCAUCAUCUACAUGCCAAUUAAAACCGUUGGGAGUCCAUUCUAUCAUUCCAAAUUCCGUUGGUUGCAACUAUAUAUUAUUAUUUGCAAUAAUUAUUUUCGGAUGGUAACUGACGAACACGUUGAAAAAUGACUAACUUAUUUCUCCGUUUGGUGACAAAAAUUGGAACACCAUUAGACAAAACAUUACCACAGAUAAGCAAGGCCUCAUGGACCAUGUCAAAACUCAUCAGUCGGCCAAUACAUAUAACCUGCAGUGCACGAGAUGCAGAAAUUUCUUCCAUUCUGGAACAAAGAAUUUUGGGAGCUCCACCCAAAGCUGAUUUAGAAGAAACAGGUAGAGUUAUAACUAUUGGUGACGGUAUUGCUCGUGUUUAUGGAUUAAAAAAUGUCCAAGCAGAAGAGAUGGUAGAAUUUUCCUCUGGAUUGAAGGGUAUGGCUCUUAACUUAGAACCUAACAAUAUAGGGGUUGUAGUAUUUGGCAAUGACACACUAAUCAAAGAAGGCGAUGUUGUGAAACGUACUGGUACUAUUGUGGAUGUACCAGUCGGCGAUGACCUGCUUGGACGUGUGGUUGAUGCAUUGGGCAAUACUAUUGAUGGUAACGGACCAUUGACAUCUAAGCUUAGGUACCGUGUUGGUAGAAAGGCACCUGGUAUAAUUCCCCGUGUGGCUGUGCGAGAACCUAUGCAAACUGGUAUUAAGGCUGUUGACUCACUUGUGCCUAUUGGUCGUGGUCAGCGGGAAUUGAUCAUUGGAGACAGACAGACUGGUAAAACUGCUUUGGCUAUUGAUACCAUUAUCAACCAAAAGAGAUUUAAUGAUGCCCAAGAUGAAAAGAAGAAACUAUAUUGUAUCUAUGUUGCUAUUGGACAAAAGAGAUCGACUGUUGCCCAAAUUGUAAAAAGGUUAACAGACACCGGCGCAAUCAAGUAUACCAUAAUUGUAGCAGCUACAGCUUCUGAUGCAGCUCCCCUGCAAUACCUCGCCCCAUAUACUGGAUGCGCCAUGGGCGAAUUUUUCAGAGACAACGGCAGGCAUGCCCUUAUUAUCUAUGAUGAUUUAUCCAAACAAGCUGUUGCUUACCGUCAAAUGUCCCUGUUGCUGAGGCGUCCACCCGGUCGUGAGGCCUACCCCGGUGACGUGUUUUACCUUCACUCUCGUCUUUUGGAACGAGCAGCCAAGAUGAGUGAUUCUAUUGGUGGUGGAUCUUUGACCGCUUUGCCUAUAAUUGAAACCCAAGCGGGUGAUGUGUCUGCGUACAUUCCAACUAACGUAAUUUCCAUUACUGAUGGACAGAUUUUCUUGGAAACUGAAUUAUUUUACAAAGGAAUCCGUCCAGCUAUUAACGUUGGUCUGUCCGUGUCUCGUGUCGGUUCUGCUGCUCAAACUAAGGCCAUGAAACAAGUAGCUGGUUCCAUGAAAUUGGAAUUAGCUCAGUAUCGUGAAGUAGCAGCAUUUGCUCAAUUUGGUUCCGAUUUGGAUGCAUCUACUCAACAACUUUUGAAUCGUGGGGUCCGUCUGACUGAGUUAUUAAAACAAGCACAAUAUGUACCAAUGGCCAUUGAAGAACAAGUUGCUGUUAUCUACUGUGGCGUACGAGGAUUCCUUGAUAAAAUGGCACCAUCCAAAAUUACUACAUUUGAGAAAGAAUUCUUACAACACAUAAAGACCUCUGAGAAAUCAUUAUUGGCAACUAUCGCAAAAGAAGGAAAAAUCACAGAUGAAACAGAUUCAAAAUUGAAAUCUGUUGUUACUAAUUUCUUAGCUUCAUUCUAAAAUGUACGAUUAUAAUUAACUGAAAUUGAAAUCGAAAUAGUAAUUUUUUUAUUUGA
This is a messenger RNA of Myzus persicae (green peach aphid), 2215 nucleotides long. Its product is annotated as ATP synthase subunit alpha, mitochondrial-like. The transcript has 10 exons. The coding region runs from base 510 to 2159 and encodes 549 amino acids. NCBI's taxonomy places the organism in Eukaryota, Metazoa, Arthropoda, Insecta, Hemiptera, Aphididae. Gene Ontology annotation, biological process: proton motive force-driven ATP synthesis; proton transmembrane transport. Gene Ontology annotation, molecular function: ATP binding; proton-transporting ATP synthase activity, rotational mechanism; ADP binding. The record is from RefSeq and is a predicted model, not a curated record.